AUAUAAUUAAUUGUUAUUAAUCUAUUAAUUUAUGCUUGAGCUCCACUCCGGCGAGAUAGAGGAAGCCUGCCGCCCUGCAAAUUCUGAAAGCCGACACACUCUGGAGUCGAGACGAUCCAUGUUGAAAACUUCUCGCUUAAUCCUGGCUGUCGAAUGAAAACGCAUUUCUGAUGAUUUCUACUUUGUCAAGCUCAGACCCAGCCUUCGUCAUCGCAGCUCCCCGGGGAGCUCGCAGGCAGUAAAAGAAAGAAGGGAAAGAGAUAAUAACACCAUGAUUGAACUUGGGGAGGAGAUAGAAGGAGACCGGCUAGAGACGAACGACUACUUCUUUGAUAGGAUUGGUGAAGCCGUACCUGUCAAGCCUACAGAUUCCAACUUUAACCUCGAAAGUCUUCCUUCCCAGCCAUUGGCCGUCUCCGAACGCUUGCAACUCAUAUUUGUUGCGCAUUCUGAGGGGUUUUGUGUUGCGAGGACUAAGGAUGUUAUUGAGUCCGCCAAGGAGAUCAAAGGAAAAGGAAGCGGUUCAUCUAUCGAAGAGUUGAGUAUUGUCAACGUUCCCCUUCACAGAGUUCACAUUUUAACAUUGUCUGCAGACUCUUCCACCCUUGCGGCUUCUGUUGCUGGGGAUAUACAUUUCUUCUCGGUUAAUUCUCUUCUCAAAAAGGAGCAAAAACCGUAUUUCUCUUGUUCACUAAGUCAAACAAGCUCCGUUAAGGACCUGAGGUGGAACAAAAAAUUGGAAAAUUCUUACAUUGUUCUUUCAAAGCAUGGGGAGCUAUACUGUGGAGCUGUUGAAGACACAAUUAAAAAUGUGAUGGAUAAUGUUGAUGCCAUUGAAUGGAGUGUAAAGGGCCACUCUGUAGCUGUCGCAAGAAAGAAUGUUCUUAGCAUCCUAUCAUCAAAAUUCAAGGAAAGGUUGUCCAUGUCACUAUCAUUCAAGUCAUGGAUUGGCAAUUCUGAUGUAGACUGCCUGUUAAAAGUGGACUCAAUCAGGUGGGUUCGGAAUGACUCCAUUAUUUUAGGAUGCUUCCAACAAUCAGCAGAUGGCAAGGAGGAAAAUUAUCUUGUCCAAGUGAUCAAAAGCAAAAGUGGCAAAAUUACCAAUGCAUCAUCAGAGCGAAUUGUGCUAUCCUUCUGUGAAUUAUUCUCGGGUUUAAUUGAUGACAUUUUGCCUUAUGGGAGUGGACCGAAUCUUUUAUUGAGCUACUUGGAGCAGUGUGAGCUUGCAAUUACAGCUAACAGAAAGAACACAGAUCAACAUAUUGUAUUGAUUGGUUCGUCAGCAUCUGACGAUAGUGAAGCUGCAGUCAUUGAUAUCGGGCGAGAUAAUUUGCUUCCGAGGAUUGAGCUUCAAGAGAAUGGAGAUGAUAAUCUAAUAUUGGGUCUUUGCAUUGACAAAGCUUCCCUCUAUGAUAAAGUUGAGGUCCAGCUUGAGGGUGAGGAACACAGAAAACUUUCACCUUAUUGUGUUCUUCUAUGUCUGACUCUUGAGGGGAAGCUUCUUAUGUUUCAUGUUGCCAGUGUCAACGAAACUCCUUUUGCACCUCAGGACACGUCUGCGCUUUCUGAUGAGGAGGAUACCCCUGCAGCACUACCUUCAGAAUAUGGUAUGCCCAAACUAUCUGCUGUAUCAGGAGAUCAAAGAGUAGACAAGACAGUUUUGGGUUUCCAGCUACAGGAAGAUAGCAAAAAUGAGGGCACAAGGAAAGGAGGUGGUGAGAUUUCUCUGGGAAAAAAUGACCUAAAGCCUUCUGCAGUGAACAGGCCCACAAUUCCCAUGCCUCCAGCUGAGGAGGAUACUCCUGCAGCACUACCUUCAGAUUAUGGUAUGCCCAAACUGUCUUCUUUAUCAGGGGAUCAAAGAGCAGACCAGAUAGUUUUUGGUUUCCAGCCACGGGAAGAGAACAAAAAUGAGAGCACAUGGAAAGGAGGUGGUGAGAUUUCUCUGGGGAAAAAUGAUUUAAAGCCUUCUGCAGUGAACAGGCCCACAAUUCCCAUGCCUUUAGCUGAUCAGAUAACCCAUAAUGAAACUGUUAGUGGCAACCAGGAAAUGAAACCUCUUGUAAGUUCACAGGCAAUUGGAGUUGAUGGGCAACAAAAGGUUACUUCUGUAAAAUCUGACCAAGAUAUAGAUAAACAAAUCUCAUGGAUUCCUGGGUAUGGAAGUACAAUUUCAGAGCAGUCAUCUUUGAAAACUUCUCUCCUGGAUCGAACCAGUAAUGUGGUUGGAGAUCUCAGCAAGACUGUAAUUCAAAAGCCUGUCGGAGUUGAAUCUUGCAGUAGUUCUUUCAAAGGAGAAUUUCAACCUGAUGUGUCUGGCCAAUCAAAUUAUAAAGAGUUACAAAAAAGUGUUGAGGUGGGUAAGGAGUUAUCAGGAAGGACAGGGUCAAUUAGUUCACAGAGUAAUUCAUCCCAAUCUUGGUCAAGUGGAAAACUCGUAUUAGCUAAAGAGUCUAAUGUAAGAUCUUCACUUUCACUUUCUAAUCAAAGAAACAGGCCAGAAAAUGCUGCUGUUUCUGUAAGUUCUGGGCAUGCUCCUGGGAAUCUUGUUAAAUUCGCUUUGAAUCCGAAGGACAACACUGGCCAUUCAACUCUAGUCAGAUCUGGAAAAAGUGUGGGACAAGGCACUUCAGUGGGCCCUAUGAAUAUUGAACAGUUACCUUCCAUUAGUAGCUUGCAAUUGCCAUCACAAGAAAGUUCUGUGCUAGGGAAGUCUCCUAACUACAGAUUUCAUCCUGCCAAGGAAACUUUGAGAAAUCCCCAGUUGCGGCUGCAGAAUUCUGAACCAAACUUAUCAAAACAAUUUGGCAAUGUCAAAGAAAUGACCAAAGAACUGGAUACACUUCUGGAAUGUAUACAAGAACCAGGUGGCUUCAAGGAUGCCUGCACUGUUGUCCAGAAAAGUUCGGUUGAAGCUUUAGAGCAGGGCAUAGGGUCUCUUUCUGAAAAAUGCAGAAUGUGGAGGAGCAUAAUGGAUGGGCAGCUUAGUGAGGUCCAGCAUCUUUUCAAUAUGACUCUGCAAGUUUUGGCUAGAAAAAUAUACAUGGAAGGCAUAGUUAAGCAAGCUACUGAUAUUCGAUACUGGGACCUUUGGAAUCACCAAAAAUUGAAUUCUGAACUUGAGCUGAAGCGGCGACAUAUAUUAGAAGUAAAUCAGGAAUUGACUAAUCAACUGAUUGAAUUGGAAAGACAUUUUAAUACUCUUGAGCUCAAUAAAUUUGGUGUAAAUGGUGGAGCUAAUGUUGGUCGGAGAGCUUUCCAAAGUAAAUUUGGGCCCCCAAGACACAUGCAGUCCUUGCAUAGUUUACAUAACACCAUGAAUUCACAGCUAGCAGCGGCGGAGCAACUUUCUGACUGUCUAUCAAAACAGAUGGCUGUGUUGAGUAUAGAGUCACCUGUCAAACAACUGAAAGUUAGAAAAGAGUUGUUCGAGACAAUUGGUAUCCCCUAUGAUGGUGCCUCUUUUGGCUCUCCUGAAAUGACAAAAGCUGGUGAUGCCCUGUCAAUUACAAAAAUCCCACUUUCUUCAGGUUCUGCUAUUAAGGAUCAGUCUAGGGGAAACCAAUCGAGUGCUAUGGGGAGUUAUGAACCAGACAGUGCAAGGAGAAGGAGAGACUCACUGGACCGGAGUUGGGCUAGCUUUGAGCCUCCAAAAACAACUGUGAAAAGGAUGCUUUUGCAAGGUGAGGAGGGCAGAUCCAAAUCAUCAUUGUCAAUGGAUAAACAUCAUUUUAGCCCUCAUACGCAGGAUGGAUCAGCAUCUACUCACCAAAAAGAUUGUGGAACACGUUCAACCUUCCUGUACCCACCCAGAACCUUGGGAAGUCUGGAUGCAAGCUCAGCACCGGAACUCGAGAGCUCAUCUUCUUCAUUCAGUUGGGCUAAAGAUCUUCCUGGACCAAUACAAGCUAUAGGUUGUAAUUCCACAACACUGCAAAGAUUACCAAGAAAUAAUCUUUCAGCUGUCAAUCCAGCAUUGGCAACCCAUUCAUAUAUUGUGGGUCAAAAUAGUCCAAAGGGCACUCAUGCUUUGACUGCUGGAAAAUUAAGUGGUGGGUUGGCCAACUUUGAUUCAGUUUCACUCAACGAGACAAAGUAUACACUGCAGACUGAAAAUCACCUAAAUCAAACACAAUCUAUCUUUGCAAAGCCGCCUGCACAAGUACCCUCAUUGUCCCAGACUCUGUCAGUACCAAAAGAUUCUAGUGAAAUAUCCACCUCGAGUAGAAAAGAAACUGCACUUGCAAAACCAGCAGUUGGAAGUUUGAAGCAUUCACCUGUAACUACUGAACACUCAUCUUAUGAAUCUCAGAAAGGUACCGAUUCUCCAUUUGAUCCUACAUCUUCUGUUCCUGCAAUGCCUGUCAUGUCUGGCAGAAUUUUCCGGUUAGAUUCUGAAACAAGGAAAAAUGAGCUAGGUGUAAAGGUAUCUCCUCCUCCUACAUUCCAAAUAUCACUAACAGCUCCAUCAAUGUCUCUGAGCGCUCCCCCAUCUUCAACUAUUUCAUCAACUGCACCAAAUUCGUCACCUGCUACGUCAUCAGGCAGAUCUUUAAUCAGUUCUCAAGGCACUGAAGAUGCUAUCCCAAUAGUUUCUACACCAUCUUCAUCAUUAGUUUCUUCCUCCAUAAUCCAUUCCUCUAGUUCCUUGUCUUCUAAAGCUCGUGAGAAAAAAGUACCCCUACCUGUUUUCUCUCCUGUUAAUUCAACAUCAGAGUCAUCAAAAACUGAGUUUCGCCAUCCUAUGGACAAAUUUGGUUUGAAAAUUGAUGUGAAUUCCACUGUACAAGCUCAUGGAAGCCAAUCCAAAAUUGACAAUACAGCAAGUCAUGCUUCUAACCUGGCAUUUAAUGCUCAGCCAGAACAGCCACUGGGUACACAAACACUGUUCCCAGCAUCUGAGUCUAGUGGGAGUGCUGCUGGCAGAAAGAGUGAUAAUUUGGAUGUUGCAAUUCCCCAGGAGGACGAGAUGGAGGAGGAAGCUCCUGAGACUAGUCAAUUACCUGAAUUUAGUUUGGGAAGCCUUAGUGGGUUUGGGAUUGGAUCAGUCCCAAACACAAUUAGUGCUAAACCGAAUCCAUUUGGUACAUUUUCUAGUGCAGCAAAUCCUGCAAGCUCUCCUUUUUCUAUGGCAGUUCCAAGCGGGGAGCUGUUUCGGCCUCCUUCCUUUAGCAUUCAGUCCCCACAAAUUUCUCAGCCAUCUCCACCAACAAAUUUAGGUGCAUUAUCCGGAGGUUUUACUGUGAGCACAGCUCAAGCUCCCACUGAAAGUGCAUUUGGUCAGCCAGCACAGAUUGGACCAGGACAGCAAGCGCUGGGGUCAGUUCUUGGAGCUUUUGGCCAGUCAAGACAGCUCGGUGCUGGUCUAUCUGGAGGUGGUUUUGCUUCUGCAAGUGGUUUUGGGGGUGGUUUUUCUGGUACUCCUUCCAGUGGUGGUUUUCUUAAUGCUGCCGGUGGAGGUGGGUUUGCAGGUGUUGCUUCUUCUGGUGGAUUUGCUGGUUUAGCUUCUAGCAGUGGUGGAUUUGCGGGUGUGGCUUCGCCUAGUGGUCGAUUUGCUGGUGCAGCUUCUGCAAGUGGUGGCUUUGCUGGUGCAGCUUCCACAGGUGGAGGGUUUGGUGGUGUGGCCUCAGCUAGCAGUGGAUUUGCUGGUGCAGCUUCAACGGGUGGUGCGUUCGGUGGUGUGGCCUCAGCUGUUGGUGGAUUUUCUGGUGCAGCUUCCACAGGUGGCGGGUUUGGUGGUUUAGCCUCAGCUGGUGGUGGUUUUGCAGGAGUGGCUUCUGGUGGUGGUUUGCCUGUAGCAGGUGGUGGAUUUUCAGCUUUCAGCAGUCAAGGAUUUGGUGCUUUCUCUGCAUUCGGUAGUGGUGCUGGAGGUACAGCAAAACCUCCCUCUGAACUCUUCACACAGAUUAGGAAAUAGUUGUCCCAGGUUAUGAAAAGGAGCUCUAUCGAUAAUUGUUUUGAAUCCCUAUGGAGGUGAUGCGAGAGGGCCACAUAAGGUGGUAAUGGAAAGACUCGUUUCAUCAUUUUAGGCCCUUGGCUAUGUUGUAUAUACUUAUCGUGUCUCCUGUCAUUUUCCCAGUCAAGUGAAAUAAUGUAAACUGCUUUCGAUUGUGUUUUGAAGUUGUAGGCCAUGGCAAAUGUUAUUGCCACAGCAGCCUUGGCUAUUUUCCACUUUUUUUUUUAAGCUGCCAAUGGCUGUUAUGAGCUAGUGUAGUUCGUAGCUCGUGUUUUUGUAUGUCUGGGGAAGAGGAAAGGAACAACAUACAUAUCAUGGAAAUGAAAUUUAUCACAGUAGCCGAUUAGUGGGGAAAAUGAAACGAGAUUUUAUUUAUUGUGAGAUGUAAAAAUUACAUAUUUAUUCAUUGCUUUCUUUAC
Messenger RNA from Malania oleifera, 6375 nucleotides. RefSeq names its product nuclear pore complex protein NUP214. Bases 272 to 5917 code for a protein of 1881 amino acids. The transcript has 17 exons. Gene Ontology annotation, molecular function: structural constituent of nuclear pore. The record is from RefSeq and is a predicted model, not a curated record. Gene Ontology annotation, biological process: RNA export from nucleus. Lineage: Eukaryota; Viridiplantae; Streptophyta; Magnoliopsida; Santalales; Ximeniaceae.